CCCACCUGUGGCAGACACGGACAGACGAAGGGAGUUAGUUAUUGCGUCUCCAGUAGGACCGUUACUUCACCGCUGUUCUUGUUGCUCUUGAUUAUCUGAACUCGGACGAAACGUUACACAGAGUGAACAUGAUAUUAUUUUCUCAUCAGCUUUUCAUCCUCCUAUGGAUUGUUGUCACAGUGGUAUCUUUUUCUGUAGGGGUAGAGUCCAACAACACGGCUCCUGGCACACAUGACAGUCCUGGGCUCACCGAUACAUCCAUGACCCCAGGAGAUAGAUCCACCACCCUCUUAUCCACAAAUACCCCAGACUCUACUGAACCCAGCUCCACCACCACAGACAGAGCCACCAUCACCACCCAGGACCCCUCAACUGUCCUCCCUAGCACUGAUGGCACCUCACCCACAACAGCAGCCAUCUCUAAAACUGAAGAGGUCUCUACUACAACCGACCUGACCUCAACUUCUGAUACGACAGAGUCUAAGAGAGCAGUCGGCACCACUGCGACAGAAACAAGAACUACCUCGUCGGUCAGCACAGCAAGGUUGACUUCCUCCCACAAGACCACAGCGUACGCUGUCACUUCCCCUGAGUCGACCGAAAAAGACAGUCCGUCUACAGACAGUGACAUGACAACACCCACCACCACACCUGCCCUUAGCAGAGGUGACUCUACGUCUACCAUGGAACAUACAGGCCAUACCUCAGCUGAUGUCCCCACAGAGUCAAACACAACUGCAGACAUUAUCCCAACCAGCAGUACCACUGAUACAGGUACACAUGAAACAACAGCUAUCAACACAGCUACCACAGACACAGCUACCACUGAUACAGGUACACAUGAAACAACAGCUAUCAACACAGCUACCACAGACACAGGUACACAUGAAACAACAGCUAUCGGCACAGCUACCACUGAUACAGGUACACAUGAAACAACAGCUAUCAACACAGCUACCACUGAUACAGGUACACAUGAAACAACAGCUAUCAACACAGCUACCACUGAUACAGGUACACAUGAAACAACAGCUAUCGACACAGCUACCACUGAUACAGGUACACAUGAAACAACAGCUAUCGACACAGCUACCACUGAUACAGGUACACAUGAAACAACAGCUAUCGACACAGCUACCACUGAUACAGGUACACAUGAAACAACACCUAUCGACACAGCUACCACUGAUACAGUGACCGAUGGCUCCACGUCCUCAUCCCCCACCGCUACCAUUACAGGGAGCCCUCAUACAGACAAAACCACUGGAACAGAGGGGACUACCGAUUCUACAACCACAGCUGGCACUCCAGCUUUGCCCCCCACCUCCGGCUCUUCCUCCAGCCCACCCUCUCCAGGCUCAACCCAAACCCCAGGCAGCAGCACUGCUGCCCCCGUAGACACCUCCACCAUCACCCCUGCCCCCUCACCCACCAUCACACCUACAGGAGAAACCCCUGGGCAACCAACUAGCAAAACUAGUGAGAGCCCACUUCCUCCUUUCCACACCUCGACCUCCCCUACCGGUGGAAGCACCACCCAGCCAGAGUCAGCCAUCACUGCUACCACAUCCCUGCCUCCACCCAUCUCCAUAGUGUGUCCCUCCUCUCCCUGUCCGUAUGAUAGCAUCUGUCUCAACGGCACCUGCCAGUGUAUGUCUGGGACCUUCCUCUUAGAGGGCCGCUGUGUACAAGCCCAAGUCUUCUCUGGAGACCUGCAUCUCAACCAGACAUUUCAGGCUGAAAUGAGCAACCGGUCAUCAGGGAUAUUUCAGCAAACAGCAGCCAGGAUCUCAGAGGCACUGAGAAGAGCCUUGGAAAACGAGUCUGGAUACAGCCAAACUGAUGUUGUGCUGCUUCGGCGAGGCAGUGUGAUCGCGACCGUGAACAACGUGUUUAAACUAGGCUCCAGUGCCACCCGGACUUCGACCAAUGCCGCUAUAGAGAAAGCCAUACAAGCCUGUGGGACGACCUGUGGGACCAUACUGCAGAGAGCUACAUUUAACGACCCCCAACCGUGUGAUGUCCGCUCUACCACGUGCGAGUACAAAGAAGAUGGAGUGACCAGAUGCUCCUGUAAGGCUGGCUACAUCAACAGCUUCUACUCAAACCAAAGCUGCACAGCCUGUCCCAGUGGUCAAAGGUCAGAGGGAGACACAUGUGUGCCAUGCGCGUUUGGCUACGCUGGAUUCAACUGCACUGACUCGGCUCUGUUGGCAGUGGUGGUCAUUGCCUGUGUACUGGGGGGAGUCCUCCUCAUCAUGCUGCUGGGCCUGCUUGCAUACUGCUGCUGGUACCGGUCGCAGUCGGUGAAGAAGCCUUCAGCAGAGUUCAGCAGCCCGUACCCUGUGGAGGACUUUCGGGGCCCCUGGUCCACCUCCCAGGGCAUCACCCCGAUCCCCCGGGCCAGCACCAACUGGGCUUCAGCCCCCAUGGAGAUGACCGAGGGGGGCAGCACACACACCCUGGUCGACAUGAAGCCCCACACCAACGGAGCGGGAUUCCACAUCCUGCCUAAACGGGGGAAGAAGACCGGGUCGUAUGACCUGACCUCAGACAGCAUGAACACGUUCAAAGGGAAGAACCCGUCUCGCUACUCCUACCUGGUGCAGGGCCACGAGAACCCUUACUUCAAACCGGCAGAUGACAGGAGACCCAUAUGAUAACCCUUACUUCAAACCUGCAGAUGAGAGGAGACCCAUAUGAUAACCCUUACUUCAAACCUGCAGAUGAGAGGAGACCCAUAUGAUAACCCUUACUUCAAACCGGCAGAUGAGAGGAGACCCAUAUGAUAACCCUUACUUCAAACCUGCAGAUGAGAGGAGACCCAUAUGAUAACCCUUACUUCAAACCUGCAGAUGAGAGGAGACCCAUAUGAUAACCCUUACUUCAAACCGGCAGAUGAGAGGAGACCCAUAUGAUAACCCUUACUUCAAACCUGCAGAUGAGAGGAGACCCCGUAUGAGAACCUCAAUGAUGUCUGGAGACAUUGGCCCGUACUCACAAUGCGUCUCCGAGCAGAAAUGCUGAUCUAGGAUCAUUUUUUUGCCUUCUUAAAUCAUGACUAAAAAGGGGAGACCUGAUCCUAGAUCAGCACUUCAGAGAGAGGAGGGAAGGCUACAGGGAAGGUGGGGGGGUAAUCGCACAAACAUGGCUAAAGAUCAAAUUGAGAAGUCACUGACUUCUAGUAACUCUGGGUAUUGGUACAUCCUCUCACUGUAUUUCUGUUGAAUUGUGUAGAACUUUUCCUUUGCAUCAGGAUGUUCGGAUAGAUGCUAUGUACUGUCUAGGGCAUCUGGAGUCCUUCAUGGUUUACAGUCGUUCAUGGACUGGAGUCCUUCAUGGUUUAAUGACACAACUACAAGGGACUUGACAGCAGGGAUUUUAAAUAUGUUCUUCUGGAAUCCAUUCUCAAAGUCAGCUUUAUGAUUCAGAACGAUUUGGAGUCCAACAUGCAUUGACUUCACAGGGAUUCACUUCAAUAACUGACCCCACCAAAAGAGGAUUUUGUUCACUACAAAUCCAUGGUUUACUUUUGAAACGUUCCGUUCAUCUGAUCAUGGUCUUUUAUCCUGUUCUGCAAUACAAGAACAAGAUUUGUAAAAAAAAAAAAAAAAAAGUUUUUAUUUAAAAUGUUUUUAUUUGUGUCCAUUAGGCUGUGUUUAGACUGGCAGCUCAAAUCAUAUAUUUUUUCUCUUUUGAAAAAAGAUCUGGUGUGAAAAGAUCUGAUGUGAUUGGUCAAAAGACCAGAUUUUUGGACUGCCUUAAACGCAGCCUUAUUGAAUGAAGAGUGAGCUGAAUAUAGCUUGUCAUAGCCAGUAGUUGUCCCCAUUGUUCAGGGUCAAGCUUUUCAUGUUUUGUUUUUCCCUUCUACAGUAUCCUGCUACAUUUAGUUACCUGGAUGUCUACGUCUUAUUGAAGAGAUUACUGAUAUAUUUUAGAUUGGUCAUUCUGCAUUGUAGUUUCUCACACUCAACGUAGUAUUCCAAAGUGAUUCAUCUAUUGCUAUUUGCACUAAAUUAUGUAUUUGCUUUACACUACAUGUGAUUUGUUUCGGUGGGGGGAAUCAUUGACACAUUCUCAGUGAGAGCAAAUGUUUUUCUAUAUUUUUACUUUAGGAUUGAUUGUGUUUUCAUGACGAGAGCUGUGUGUGUGAAGCGCUGAAGGAGCUGGAUCCCUAGUUCAGGGGUUUAUACAGUAAAGGGAUAUUUUGUAUUAGUCUGGUCUGGAGCGGAGUAGACCUACUCUACAGUCUAUUAGUCUGGCCUGGAGCUGAGUAGACCUACUCUACAGUCUAUUAGUCUUGGCCUGGAGCUGAGUAGACCUACUCUACAGUCUAUUAGUCUGGCCUGGAGCUGAUUCGACCUACUCUACAGUCUAUUAGUCUGGCCUGGAGCUGAGUAGACCUACUCUACAGUCUAUUAGUCUGGCCUGGAGCUGAGUAGACCUACUCUACAGUCUAUUAGUCUGGCCUGGAGCUGAGUAGACCUACUCUACAGUCUAUUAGUCUGGCCUGGAGCUGAGUAGACCUACACUACAGUCUAUUAGUCUGGCCUGGAGCUGAGUAGACCUACUCUACAGUCUAUUAGUCUGGCCUGGAGCUGAUUCGACCUACUCUACAGUCUAUUAGUCUGGCCUGGAGCUGAGUAGACCUACACUACAGUCUAUUAGUCUGGCCUGGAGCUGAUUCGACCUACUCUACAGUCUAUUAGUCUGGCCUGGAGCUGAGUAGACCUACACUACAGUCUAUUAGUCUGGCCUGGAGCUGAGUAGACCUACACUACAGUCUAUUAGUCUGGCCUGGAGCUGAGUAGACCUACACUACAGUCUAUUAGUCUGGCCUGGAGCUGAGUAGACCUACACUACAGUCUAUUAGUCUGGCCUGGAGCUGAGUAGACCUACACUACAGUCUAUUAGUCUGGCCUGGAGCUGAGUAGACCUACUCUACAGUCUAUUAGUCUGGCCUGGAGCUGAGUAGACCUUCAUCCUCUGUUAUUAGUACCUUCCCUGCUGAAGCUGCCUGCAUCUGCAAAUGUGCCUGUUUUGAUUGGUCAUUUUGAAGAAUAGGACAAUUAUGCAAAAAAUACAAAAUAAACUCUCGACAAAG
This is a messenger RNA of Oncorhynchus nerka (sockeye salmon), 5104 nucleotides long. RefSeq names its product mucin-2-like. NCBI's taxonomy places the organism in Eukaryota, Metazoa, Chordata, Actinopteri, Salmoniformes, Salmonidae. Bases 129 to 2660 code for a protein of 843 amino acids. The transcript is spliced from 14 exons. The record is from RefSeq and is a predicted model, not a curated record.